UCCGACUGAAAACACAACACCACACUGACUAACGGAAAAGCGAGAGUUUGCCGAAAACAACGUCGACAGCAACAGAGUCACUGUGUUCUUCAGCCCUUAUCUGCUUCGCUUCGCGCGUAUAACAAACACAUACUUGUCAAAAAAAUAACAACAGUUUACCUUCGUCAACCAUUCGGUUUUUGUGACUCGGCUUGAAGUGAUUUCUGCUCCUCAACCGUCUCACCUCCGCCAUCUUGGACGACUGGAAUCUAACCAACCAUGGAGUCAUUGGAUUUAGUCAGCCCUUAUCUUUACAAGUACAAAAAGAGGAGCUUUCUGGUCAAUGACAAAAUGCGACCCAAGGACCUCGAUGAUCUUCUUGAUUUUGAGCUCCGUCCAACUGAUGUCUUCCUUGUCACGUACCCCAAGUCAGGCACAGUGUGGAUGCAACAGAUCCUGGUUCAGAUUAUGGACACUGCUCACCCUGAACAGGCAGAGGGGUUAAACAAUAGAGAUCGAGUCCCUUGGCUGGAGGAGAGAUCUGCAGACAACCCUUUCAGAGACAGACCAGAUCCUCGGAUGUUUGGCUCACAUCUUCCCUUUGAAAUGUUGCCCCUGGACAUAAAAGCCAAGCAAGUCAAGGUUGUCUAUGUUUGGAGAAACCCAAAGGAUAUUGUAGUGUCUUCAUAUCACUUUGCUCAUAGUUGGGUCUUGCUAGAGACACCCAAGAGCUUUGAGGAUUUCUUUGAGCAAUUUCUGGAUGGUGAUGUUUACAUGGGAUCAUGGUUUGAUCAUGUGAAGGAGUACUACGCACAACAGGACCAAGUGAAUAUCCAUUUUGUCCAGUAUGAGAACUUGUUGAAGGACCUCAGAGGCGAAGUUGUGAAGCUUUGUGCUUUCCUUGGAAAAGACCUGACAGAUGAAGCGAUCGAUCGUAUUGUUGACAUGUCCACCUUCAAAAGCAUGAAGAACAACACCACAGCAAACUACAAGGAUUUGAUUGAAAAAGGCCGCUACAAGAAAGAAACCAUGCGUAAAGGUGUGGCAGGAGAUUGGAAGAAUCACUUCACAGUGGCCCAGAAUGAGCGUUUUGACCGUGUCUUCAAAGAGAAGAUGAGCAACGUUCCUAUAACCUGCACCUGGGAGAUCAGUCAGUAGAUUCUCUACAAAUUCAGAGGCUGAUGUUCAUCUCAAUAGCUUUGACUGCCAGUCCAGCAAAUAUUGUAUGAAUAUAAUUAAAUGUAUGGUUUUGGGUUAGUAUUAAGCAAUCACAAAUAAUAUUCCAAGCAAAAACAAAACAUAUAAGUCACUACUAGACUGAUUUAUUUACUUUUUACGUAUUACAAGAAUGUUUUAAAAGAUAUUUUAAAGGUUACACAAUGGUUUCUUUUUGUUUGUGUAUUUCUUGAGACUUUGCAAUUUGCCUCUACCGCUGCUGUGACAUUCACAUAUCAUUGAUGGGAGUAGAGAAUCUCAAAAAUGGCCAUGGCAAUAACAUUAAACUGUAAAACAACA
Molecule: messenger RNA, 1494 nt
Organism: Solea senegalensis (Senegalese sole)
Lineage: Eukaryota; Metazoa; Chordata; Actinopteri; Pleuronectiformes; Soleidae
Product: amine sulfotransferase-like
Exons: 7
Coding region: 259-1137 (292 amino acids)
Biological process (GO): sulfation
Cellular component (GO): cytoplasm
Molecular function (GO): sulfotransferase activity
Source: RefSeq, a predicted model, not a curated record